Thyridium curvatum is the source of this 2136-nucleotide messenger RNA. RefSeq lists its product as uncharacterized. Gene Ontology annotation, molecular function: DNA-binding transcription factor activity, RNA polymerase II-specific; sequence-specific DNA binding; zinc ion binding. The record is from RefSeq and is a predicted model, not a curated record. Bases 1 to 2136 code for a protein of 711 amino acids. Gene Ontology annotation, biological process: DNA-templated transcription; positive regulation of transcription by RNA polymerase II. NCBI's taxonomy places the organism in Eukaryota, Fungi, Ascomycota, Sordariomycetes, Thyridiales, Thyridiaceae. The transcript is spliced from 4 exons.
AUGGUACCCGACCCUAUUCCCACUGAUGAACUCAUCUUCUGGAAAGAAUGCCUCGUUGAAGAUCCUGCUACCGGCCUGCAACGGCCCCGCAACUAUAUGCAAUCGCUCGAGUCUCGCGUGGCAUAUCUCGAAAGUCUCUUGCAGCAGGUCCGCCCCGAUGUGGCGACAGACCACUUUGCCCUGUACCGCGACGGGGAGGGGCUGGGUGUUCCCACCGCUGGCGGAGAGGCGGCUUCGGAUGUGCCUCAGAUGCUUCAAGACCAGCCCUUCCAGAGCGAAGUAGGCCUCCGGCACCGCGCACAGUCUGCCGAGGCCGAUGAGCAGAAUGUCGACCAGCUCUCGUCCGAAGUGGCGCUCCUGUGUAUUAGCGCCGCCGGUCGCGAGCCGCACUACUUCGGCCCUUCGUCGGCCGUGUCGUUCUCGCGCAUUGUCAGCGCCACCAUGGGACUUCCGCGCAACGGCGGCACCUCACGGCCCAGCGUCACAAGCGAGCCGGAGACGGAGGAUAAGACCCAGCAACGGCAGCAGCCACGCGAGUUGAAGUUCCCUUCCGCAGCUGCAAGGGCAAAGCUCACUAGGGCAUACUUCAACAAUAUUCAUCCGCAGUAUCCGUUUCUGCACCAGCCAACAUUCUCCGCUUGGGAAGAGGCGUGUGUCAUCGCUCUCGAGUCCGACCCGACCAAAGUGAAUGCAGUGGCCCUGUUCUUUGUGCUAAUGGUCUACGCGAUCGGGUCGAUGGUCUUGGGUCAAGCCCAGAGGGAAGCAGCACAGUUGUAUUAUUCUCUGGCCUUGGAUCACAUAUCUGCGGUUCUCGAACUGGAUGGCCUAGAGUCCAUCCAAGCUAUCCUCUGUUGUGCUGUUUACUCCAUACGGUCGCCGGUUGGCGUGAGUCUAUGGUCAGUCUCUGGCAUGGCGAUCCGCCACUGCAUCGAUCUCGGGUAUCAUCGUAGUGCAGAGACCUUUCGCCGGCAUGCCGACCCUUUGACCAAAGAGAUGUCGAAGAGGUGCUUCUGGGUUGCCUACGAUAUCGAUCGCGCCGCAGCAUUCAUUCUCGGUCGCCCGGUUGGUUUGCCAGAUGAUGCGAUUGAUGUUGAAUUUCCUCUGGAUAUCGACGACGAGAACAUCACACGACAAGGACUGCGACGGGAUCCGCGCACAUCGCCCUCGGAUCCUCCCACGUUGAUGACCGGCGCAAUCCAUGAGUUCAAGCUUCGACGGUUCUGGACAAAGAUCGCAGACAUCCUUUACCCUACCACUUCGCAACGGCUUGGCGUGAACAAGCAGAAAGGCUCUGUCGAGGGCUUGCGCCAGGAGCUUGAAGAAUGGUUCUCAACAGCGCCCUGUCGUCUUGAUUACUCCAAGUCGCAUCCCUUAUCAGUGUUCACCUCCAGUCUAUGGUUUCAGCUGGCUUACGACCACAGCAUUCUUCUCUUGUACCGGCACUAUAUCGACGGGACAGCGAUGAGAGAGCAGCAAGACGACCCUGCCUUUGGCGAGAUUACCGAGAAGGCCUUUGAAGAGUGUGCACUCCGUGCUCGAGAGAUGUGCUUGCUGUAUCGCAGGGUCUACCAGAGCCCGACAGUUCAGUUCACAUGGGGAAGUGUGCACAUUCUGUUCACUGGAGGACUCACAUACCUGUAUUGUCUCUGGAAGUCGAAGCGCGUCCGGUCCAUGGCGAAGCAAGCCGACGUCAUCAACACCUGCCUCGCGUGCACCACCGUCCUCAUUAUCAUCGCAGAACGGUGGAAUCUCGCCACAUCUUACCGGGACAUCUUCGAGGUUCUGUCGCAACGCACCAUCUCCAUGGUUUGUGGAGGCGACGGGUCAGCGGGAUUCUCCGAGGGGCCGUUUAAUGGCUUUCAAUCGAUGUCGAGCCACACCCAACACCUUGUCGAGACCGACCCUCCGCCGCUCCAGGAUUGGAUCAUGGGCCUGGACGACAUGAACAUCCCGCAAGACUCUAACUGGCUGGUCCAAGAGCUUCUGCAGGGAGUACAGCAGUUUCAACCCGACGAGUUCUAUAACGAUCAAGAUCCUUCGACCGCGCCAAAUAUUCUAACGCAAGGUUUUGAUCCCACGCUUAUGGAUGGGAAUGACAUGCAAGGGUCCUCAUUCGAGUCACACCAACUGGGUUAG